AUGGUUGACUACGUCACCCGAUUGGUGGGCGGGGCUUUCCCAUCCACCCUCGCGAGGCGCGCGAACAGCAAGCGCGAGGGGGGAAGUAUCGCGAGAGGCGCUGGGCUUGUUUUGAAACGGAGGCGGGAGAAGGAGAAAGAGAGGCAGGCCGGGAAGAAGAAAGGCAGGCAGGCAGGCAGGCAGGAUGAGCGGGCGGAAGAGGCAGCAGCAGCCGGGGGCGGCGCGGAGGUCUCUGCGCCUGAAGGGACGCCCUUCCCUCUCCUCCUCCCCCUCGGCCUCCCCUCCCUCCUCUCCCGGCCAGAGGAGAAGCCCCCUAGGUGUGUGCCGCUCUUACCUGCUUUCAGUAUUUGUGCCUUCUUCUUUCUCAAGGACCUACCCUCCUCCAGUAACCAAAGACCCUCCACUUCCACCGAUUCGAAAGUCGCAACACCUCGGUUCCUAUUCAAGAAAGUGCUGCAGACCCAGCCGGUCCGUUCUCCUCUGGCUCCUGCAAAACCCAGGUGCUCCCAGCCUGUGGACUCCGCCUUGCAAUUAUCUUUGAGGCAUCAACCCCACAGUAACGUAGAAGCCAGUUCACCUGACUCUGCUCCUGAAGAGAACUUCCAUUCAGCUCAACACAGACCUGUAUCGAAAAAGAUUCGUCUGUCUGAAAGAAAUGUGGAUAAUCAACAGGACUCAGUUGCUCAGUCAACGCUGGAAAACACGUCCCUGACAAAGUCCCUCCAGGUCUCUUUUCGGACUCCAGCACCAUUGGAGCCGGCUGGGAAAAAGGGUUUGCUCCGUCGGCCCAAAAAUUACAGAAGCCUGAAUCUGAAGGAUUUUCAAGAAGGCAUUGACGAGAACUUGCAGCGUGCAAAAGAAUCACAAAGCGAUCUCUUGGACUCUGAGUUAAAUGACACUGAGGCGCAUUCGGUGUCCACGAAGCUCUUUGCGCAGCCUCAGUUCCGUGGGCAGGAGGGCGAAGAGGCUUCCCUUGCGCCUUCUCCGCAUGCUUCCGUCGUGCCGUCUCUGACUGGGGAGGGAGCGCGGCCUCCCCAGAAUAGUCCCAGGUGGCACCUGAACACUGAGGCGGAUCCUGUGGUAUCAUCCACGCCCGUUCAUCACAACAGUGUGCAAGACACACAACCAGGCUCCCCGUUCAUGUUAUCCAAGGAGAAGUCUGACAGGCGUUCAGUGAGAAAAAUGGUGUCACACUUAAUCGAGGAGCUGGAUAAAAGUAUCUCAGAAGCCAACAGAGAAGGAGAAGGAGAAGGAGAGGAGGAGGAGGAGGAGGAGGAGGAGCUUUUCCCCAAUGAAAGGGCUCAUCAGAUCUCUCCAAGAACCAGAGUGGAAACUCCAGGCAGUUGCGUCAGGAGGAGGAACACCACGGAGGGGAAGAGCCCGCCUGCAACACAAAUGGUGGAUGGAAGGACUCCACAAAUGGGCAAAGGAAGGGAACUGCAAGAGGCGUUGGACAUGCAGACUGAACCAGAAGCUGAAACGGAUCCCGAGUCUGAGGAGAUGACAGAUCCUGAAACGGACUUUGAGAACAUUGCUCAUCAGAUCUCUCCAAGAACCAGAGUGGAAACUCCAGGCAGUUGCGUCAGGAGGAGGAACACCACGGAGGGGAAGAGCCCGCCUGCAACACAAAUGGUGGAUGGAAGGACUCCACAAAUGGGCAAAGGAAGGGAACUGCAAGAGGCGUUGGACAUGCAGACUGAACCAGAAGCUGAAACGGAUCCCGAGUCUGAGGAGAUGACAGAUCCUGAAACGGACUUUGAGAACAUUGAUCCAACUGGGAAGACACCGGCCUUUGUGCGUGCCAGAGCCUUCGAUUGUGCCCCGAUGUUGGCCACCCCACACACUUUGCAAGCGGGCGCCUCCGGGCCUUCUCCCAAGCAGGGCGAGGCUAAGCGGGCUCCCAUGCCACCUCGGAAAGCCCGCAGAAGCAAAGACGGGAGUGAACUCCCCAGCCGCUUGAUCAAGAAGUUGUUUAGCCAUUAUGUGCAGAUGCCGGUUGCCAAGGAUGCUUUCGAGGUUGUUGAGAGGAGCGUCAGCCUGUACUUUAAGCAGCUGAGUGAUGACCUGGACGUCUUUACGAAACAUGCUGGACGGAAGAUCACAGAGCCUGCCGAUGUGGAGCUCCUCAUGAGGCGGCAAGGCCUGGUAACGGAGAACCGGCCGUUAAACGUGCUGAUAGAGCAGCAUAUGCCUCUGGAGUAUCGGAAGCUCUUGAUUCCGGUUGCUACGAGUGGAAAUAGAGUCGUUCCUUCCAAACGGAAAUGAAGCCGCAGCGAAAGGCUCUUCUGCAGAAGACUCUCUCUCUCCAUUUGGGAGAAAGAACUCUGGAGAAAGAAAUGUUGUAUCUGGGGGGGGGGGUCUUAGAAAUGCUCUCUUGCUUAGACAUUGCAUUGCAUUGAGAUUAAUCCACCGUUAUUGCGGUUUCCUUGAGUAUUUCUCGCUGGAAGGGGCUUCAUGCUGUUUUGUAUAUAUUAUUGGUAAGUGUUUGCUGUCUUUUGUACUUUGUGCACUACGGCAAAAACAGAAUGUUGUAUUGUUCUAUUAUAUUUCUCUCUGCCUCGGCAGUCUUCCAGGAGGCAAAAGCGGAGAGGCUUAAAUGUGUCCUGCCUGUCUCUAUUAAUAAAAUUUAGCAUCACUAAAA
Anolis sagrei ordinatus is the source of this 2641-nucleotide messenger RNA. Lineage: Eukaryota; Metazoa; Chordata; Lepidosauria; Squamata; Anolidae. The record is from RefSeq and is a predicted model, not a curated record.